CGCCGCGGGGCGGGGCAGGUCUGCGCCCUGGUCGGACCGCGCGUGUUCUCGAGCGUGGUGGUGGGUAAGUGCGCGGCUCUGGGCGACUACUGUCGCGCGGGCUGGAAGCCGAGCCGGACCUCCUGAAGAAGGAAACAGAAACAAACAAGGAAGAUGUCUAAGCAACAACCAACUCAGUUUAUAAAUCCAGAAACUCCUGGCUAUGUUGGAUUUGCAAAUCUUCCCAAUCAAGUUCACCGAAAGUCAGUGAAAAAAGGGUUCGAAUUCACACUGAUGGUGGUUGGUGAAUCCGGUCUAGGAAAAUCGACUCUCAUAAACAGCCUAUUCCUGACUGAUCUCUACCCAGAAAGAAUUAUACCUGGAGCUGCAGAGAAAAUUGAAAGAACUGUCCAAAUUGAAGCUUCAACCGUUGAGAUUGAAGAGCGAGGGGUCAAGCUGCGCCUUACAGUAGUGGACACACCUGGCUAUGGGGAUGCCAUCAACUGUAGGGAUUGUUUUAAGACGAUUAUCUCCUAUAUCGAUGAGCAGUUUGAGCGCUACCUCCAUGAUGAGAGUGGACUGAACAGGAGGCACAUCGUUGACAACAGAGUGCACUGCUGCUUCUAUUUCAUUUCACCCUUUGGACAUGGGCUGAAGCCCUUGGAUGUUGCAUUUAUGAAAGCAAUUCACAAUAAGGUGAAUAUUGUGCCUGUCAUUGCAAAAGCAGAUACUCUCACACUGAAGGAACGGGAGAGGCUGAAGAAAAGGAUUUUGGAUGAAAUUGAAGAGCAUAAUAUCAAAAUCUAUCACUUACCUGAUGCAGAAUCAGAUGAAGAUGAAGAUUUUAAAGAGCAAACUAGACUCCUCAAGGCCAGUAUUCCAUUCUCCGUGGUUGGAUCCAAUCAGUUGAUAGAGGCCAAAGGCAAGAAAGUCAGAGGUCGUCUCUACCCGUGGGGUGUUGUGGAGGUGGAGAACCCAGAGCACAAUGACUUUCUGAAGCUGAGAACAAUGCUCAUCACUCACAUGCAGGACCUCCAGGAAGUGACCCAGGAUCUUCACUAUGAAAACUUCCGUUCUGAGAGGCUGAAGAGAGGCGGCAGGAAAGUGGAGAACGAAGACAUGAAUAAAGACCAGAUCUUGCUAGAAAAGGAGGCUGAGCUACGCCGCAUGCAGGAGAUGAUCGCAAGGAUGCAGGCGCAGAUGCAGAUGCAGAUGCAGGGUGGUGACAGUGACAGUGGGACUCUUGGACACCACGUGUGAGAAAACGUGGAUAAAAAGAAAACAUUCCUGACGAGUGCUACAACUUCAAAUUUCUUAAGGCCCUUUUAAAUCUUUGCUCCAAAUUCAUGUACCUGUGCCGGAAGAUUCCAUUUGUUUUUAAACUUUCGAUGUUUUUCUUUUGUAUGAAGUACUUUGACAUUUGUAUUUCAUGGCUUUGUUACGGUUUAUAUUUUGCAAGGUAAACUCUCAUUUUUUUAUUCUCCUUAACCACUGAUGUUAGAAUUUAUUUGUAAGAGUCAGUCACCUUAUAUACUUAAUAGUGAAUUUCUUUGACUUCAUUGGCCUGACUAACUGAUCAUUCAUGAGCACUCUUGGUUCAUAUCUAGGACAUUUCAGUUUGCUUAGAAUGCUCCUCUGUGGUAGACAUGUACCUUUGACAAAAAGACUGCAAACUUGGUGACACAAGAUACUUGUUUAUUAUAACAAAGUCACAGUGUUUGGACACUUUUAACUUUAUAGUUGUGCAGAACACCUAAAACCAAUUUUGCUGCUAUAGUUAACACAGUUAACUCAUCUGCACAUUUAUCUGUUAACCAGGUAGAACAGAGGAGAAUUAUCUGAUGAGAUCAUUUUUAUACCUAAUAGCUUUUAAAAAGGAGGCUUUCAGGGUUGAAUUUUAAGAUCUCUGGAUUCUGAUGCUAGAUCACUUUCAGACCUGUUUAGAACUUGCCACAAGGACUUUGACAGUUUGGAUGCUGAUUAUGCUGUGCUGAAAAUCAAAGCAGCUGUGAACUCCAGCUUCACAGUAAGAGUUAAUAAACUACUUUUAUUCAACUAAAAGCAAUAAUUUUUUUAAGAAACCAAACUUUUUUAUACUGCACUUUAAUGUACUUUCUGUAACUGUAGGUGCAAACAAUCUGCCACUGCGGUGGCUAUUACAGUUGUAAGGUGGUAUGGUCCUGAGCACAGGCCUUUCACGUGGGUUGCACUCCUACACAAAGGCCGAAGCCCCACAAAACCCAAACGCCUGCGAGAUUUUCCUCUAAUUGUUCUCUUUGAGGGGAAGAUCUCGAGUGCUAACUUUUUACGUGCAGCCUGUCUCACUUGUUUCAUCCAUUGUGGUUGCCUUCAUCUGUAUAGUAUGAUUUUUUCAAGAAUAACAAGCACCGCCACACUGGCAUUCUGGACCCCUGCCCUGCUCUGCCUCUCCUGCCAUCAUGUUUCCUAAUGUCAGCUGGUGACCAUGGAAAGGGGCAAGUGAAGGGGAGUGGUAACCAGGAGGGUGUGCUCCUUUUGCUUUCAUUUUACUGCAGCACAGUGACCAAGCCGAAGAAGGUGCUUGAUUCAUGGUAAGACAAGGGUUCUGAGUAUUUUUUGUUUAGGCUAAAAAUAAUAGUACUAAUAAAAUGAAACUAAAAAUUAAUUAGUCAUAAAGAUGUACAGCAGAAAACAAUCUUACAUGUUGGCUCACUUUGCCCCUUCACUAUUGCAUUAUUGUGAAUGAUCAGAGGUUCAUCGUGUGAAGUUUACCAAGAAAAGUGCUCAUGACUUUGAGUCUGCCUAUGUGGUCAUUUAGCCAGGAUAUUUUGAUACUAACUUUGUUGAAGAAAGCUGGUUUUAAAAACAAAAAGGCAUUUCCAAGAACUCAGCAUAAGCCCCAUGUAUGUUGAGUUAAAGGUACUACUUAGGGCCAGCUGCCAUCUGAGGAUGCCAGUAUUCUCCAGGAGUUCUUGAAGCCACAGUUCUAAAUCCCCUUCAGUUUACUGCCCUACUCUGAACACUCUUGCUAAUAAAUAAUUGUUCUUUCAGUAAGAUAUAACCUGUACCUCUAGAAAUGUAUUUUGAAAACACUUAUUUUACACAAGUGUAUCCAUUUAAACUAACCCCUUUUCAAUAAAGCACUAUUGUUUAGAUAUUAAA
Messenger RNA from Nannospalax galili (Upper Galilee mountains blind mole rat), 3120 nucleotides. RefSeq names its product septin 2 (gene Septin2). The record is from RefSeq and is a predicted model, not a curated record. Gene Ontology annotation, molecular function: GTPase activity; molecular adaptor activity; GTP binding. Lineage: Eukaryota; Metazoa; Chordata; Mammalia; Rodentia; Spalacidae. The coding region runs from base 154 to 1239 and encodes 361 amino acids. The transcript has 13 exons. Gene Ontology annotation, cellular component: cell division site; septin ring; microtubule cytoskeleton. Gene Ontology annotation, biological process: cell division; regulation of exocytosis; cilium assembly.